Messenger RNA from Recurvomyces mirabilis, 1035 nucleotides. It is a transcript of the gene SSU72, whose product is annotated as RNA polymerase II subunit A C-terminal domain phosphatase. Bases 1 to 1035 code for a protein of 344 amino acids. The record is from RefSeq and is a predicted model, not a curated record. The transcript has a single exon. Gene Ontology annotation, biological process: termination of RNA polymerase II transcription. Gene Ontology annotation, cellular component: mRNA cleavage and polyadenylation specificity factor complex; nucleus. Gene Ontology annotation, molecular function: RNA polymerase II CTD heptapeptide repeat phosphatase activity. NCBI's taxonomy places the organism in Eukaryota, Fungi, Ascomycota, Dothideomycetes, Mycosphaerellales, Teratosphaeriaceae.
AUGUCCUCCGAUCCUCGCCGCCGAGCCCAACCACCACCUCCUCCGCCUCCGCCGCCAGCAGCCGCCACACCAGAAACCAUUCCCCCGAUAACAACUUUAGACGGCACGACCGACGAGCGAGAAAUCCAAUCUCCCCCCAACGGCAGCACUCACCCACAACAACAACAACCGCCAAUAGUAGAACCGACCCCAACAGAAUCAACCCCCUACACCCUAAAAUUCUGCACCGUCUGCGCCAGCAACAACAACCGCAGCAUGGAAGCCCACCUCCGCCUCACCACCACCACACCCCCCUACCCCACCAUCUCCUUCGGCACGGGCUCCCUCGUCCGCCUCCCCGGUCCCUCAAUCUCCCAACCAAAUGUCUAUAAUUUCAACACUACCUCCUACAGCAGUAUGUACGACGAACUCGCCGGAAAAGACCAGCGUCUGUAUCGCGCGAACGGGAUCUUGCCGAUGUUGGAGAGGAAUAAGGGUGUGAAAUGGGGGCCGGAACGGUGGCAGGAUUGGCGGGUUGGGGUGCCGAGGGUGGGGAGGCGGAGUCCGGCGGCUGUCUUACAGGAGCAGGAGGGGCAGGGGCAGGGGCAAGGACAAGGUGGGCCGGUACAAUAUCAUACUACUGCGAAAACAGAAGCGGAAUUCAAAGACGACGCGGGAUACGCGGGCACCGAAGCCGGAACGGUAGAUAUCGUCAUAACGUGCGAAGAACGCUGCUGGGACGCCGUGGUCGACGACCUCUUGACCCGCGGUAGCCCUCUCAAUCGUCCCGUCCACGUCUUCAAUGUCGAUAUCAAGGAUAAUCAUGAAGAGGCUUUGGUGGGUGGGAAAGCUAUUCUUGAGCUGGCGGACGAGUUGAAUGCGGCGGCGCGGAGGGAGAGGGAUGUUUGGGUGAGUGGAGGUGGGGAGGAGUCGGGGUUUGAUGGGGGUGUGCAGGGGGCGAGGGAGGGGUUUGAUGAGCGUGUUCCGGAGAUUUUGGCCGGGUGGCAGGAACGGUGGCCGGGGUUACCGGCGUUGUGGACGCUUGCUUGGUUUUGA